GGUACGAUAUCUGUGAAAGCUGUGCUCUCUUCGCUUUUCCUUGCCUUCCCUUCCGUUUUGGGGCAAGAGCUAAGGACCGAGCUAGAUACGUUAGUUACCCCACGGGCCUAGAAACAUCCACUUUGAGAAUGAUUAUAUUAUGUCAUGCAAUAAUGCCUUGCUCUGCCUCAGCUCGUCGGAUUCUUCAAAGUCAUCGAAUCAUCAAAUCAUCUUUUCCAUCGUUGCCAUUUUUUCCAUUUCUUCCAUCUUUUCCAUCUUUGCCAUCUUUUCCAUCUUUUCCCUACCCGCUACUCGACACUCCUCUUAUCACCCAGGAAAAUUAUGGGAAAAAAUAGCCUUUAGUCCGCUAUGAUCUUCACACUAUCUCCUUUUCUUCCUAGUGAUCCAAGCUACACGUCAACUAAUGCAAGGUCCAGAUGAAGCUGGAUGAAUCUAAGGACGUUCGUCAACUAUCGCUCCAAUUAUUUCACAUUCUCAUUCGGUCAUCGUUCUCUUUCCCUCUUAUUUCUCAAGGACAUGCUUGAAGUAGAGCGGAAGCCAAGCAGCCAUACCAUAGCAAGAAUAUCCUUCGUUUUCCCUUAAUAUAGCUUGGACCUAAAAUAUUUCUCUCUCUCCAUAUCUUUCAAUCUCUACUUCUGUAUUCUCUUCAUCCUUCUUUUCAUUCAUCUUCUACUUCUCUCGGUCUUGAUCGCCUUCGUUUCUGGUAGUCAUCAGUUCAAUUGCAUUAGGAUCAUCACUGCAACCUUCUUUCAAUAUCAUAAUCUUAAUAAUUCACAACGAAACCACCGUCAUCCCCUGGUACACAAGAUGGAUCAACAACCUACCUUUAGAGGCCAUGCACCUCAAACUUCCAAUGUCACAACACCAAGACCUGGAACACCUGAGAGCAGAAAUCCAUUCGGUGGUGACGAUAGCAUCCUUCCUUCUCCAUCCCAAGAAAGAGUAGCCAAUCCUUUCGCUUCCCCAUUCGCUUCAAGACCUGCCUCGACUUUCGGUGCAUCGUCUUCGGUAGGAAGGACAUAUGGUACACGAUACUUUCAUUCGAGAAGAGUAAAGAAGGGAGAAGUUGAUCAGCCAUGGAAAGCCAACAAAGAUCCAAAGGAAAAAUGGGUUACAAUCAUUCCAAUCCUUGGCAUGCUCAUCGGUUUGGGAAUUGCCGGGUUCUUGAUUUAUGAUGGAAUAGCUUCAGUUACCCAUCACAAAUACUGUCCUGUUAUGAGUGAUGAUUUCUCAAGUGGCACACUCAAUACCGAUAUUUGGACUCAGGAAGCAGAAGUUGGGGGCUUUGGUAACGGAGAGUUUGAACAAACUACACUCGACGAUGAAAAUGUAUUCAUCAAGGAUGGAAAGCUCAUUAUCAGACCCACAUUACAAGAUGCCAAACUCAUCGAAUCAAACACGGUUAUCAACCUCACAUCUGAUGGAACUUGCUCAUCUGAUGUUCUCACCAACUGUGUUUCAGUCACCAAUACUACCGCCGGUACAAUCAUUCAACCUGUCAAAUCUGGAAGAAUCAAUACUAAGAAAGGUGCAACUAUUAAAUAUGGACGUGUUGAAGUAACUGCCAAGUUGCCUGCUGGUGAUUGGUUAUGGCCCGCGAUUUGGCUGUUGCCCGUUGACAACACUUAUGGAGCUUGGCCUGCAUCUGGAGAAAUUGAUAUUGUUGAAUCCCGAGGAAACAACCAUACCUAUGCACAAGGAGGAAAUAACAUCAUCUCAUCUACUCUUCAUUGGGGACCUGAUUCUGCCAAUGAUGGUUAUUGGAGAACAAAUGUCAAGCGCACUGCACUCCAUACCACCUAUUCUGAUGGAUUCCAUACAUAUGGUCUUGAAUGGUCCGAAAAAUACCUUUACACCUACAUCGACUCUAAAUUACUCCAAGUACUUUACAAUACAUUCAGUGAACCACUUUGGCAACGUGGUGAUUUCCCUGAUUCCAACAGCAAUGGAACUAGAAUUACAGAUGUUUGGUCUCAAACCGGUCGUUACAACACACCUUUCGAUACGAGAUUUUACCUCAUUCUUAAUGUUGCAGUCGGUGGUACCAAUGGAUGGUUUGCUGAUGGAAAGAGUGGAAAGCCUUGGAUUGAUGCUUCUGCUACUGCCAAGAAUGAUUUCUGGAAUGCCAGAGAUACUUGGUAUCCUACUUGGACUGCCAAUGAUAAUCAAGGUCAGAUGGAGGUUAAGAAAGUAGAAAUCUGGCAACAAUGUGAUGGAAAUGAGGACCUUUAAGUCUUUCACGUUGAAGGAGGGACUAGAUUGUUGUUAUGAAUAGUUAUAGAAUAUAACUGGCGCAAGGGGGUAUAUCGUCUUGAUUAAAGCGGUAAAGAGAUUCGGAUGGGAUUUAGACGGUCAAAUUCUUUCUUACCUUCUCUUUCGAAUAUUUUUCAUUUGGGGUAGAUUAAUAGUAUAAUUGUUAUUUAAUUAAUUUGAAAGAAAGUUCAUUUAAUUUGUCGUUUGUGUGUA
Molecule: messenger RNA, 2466 nt
Organism: Botrytis cinerea B05.10
Lineage: Eukaryota; Fungi; Ascomycota; Leotiomycetes; Helotiales; Sclerotiniaceae
Exons: 2
Coding region: 808-2232 (474 amino acids)
Biological process (GO): carbohydrate metabolic process
Molecular function (GO): hydrolase activity, hydrolyzing O-glycosyl compounds
Source: RefSeq, a predicted model, not a curated record